Messenger RNA from Penicilliopsis zonata CBS 506.65, 890 nucleotides. RefSeq lists its product as hypothetical. Gene Ontology annotation, molecular function: DNA-binding transcription activator activity, RNA polymerase II-specific. The record is from RefSeq and is a predicted model, not a curated record. The coding region runs from base 138 to 863 and encodes 241 amino acids. Lineage: Eukaryota; Fungi; Ascomycota; Eurotiomycetes; Eurotiales; Aspergillaceae. Gene Ontology annotation, biological process: regulation of transcription by RNA polymerase II. The transcript has a single exon.
CAACUGCAAAUUGAUUUGACUUUUAUUCCAGACAUAGAUAACGCAAGACAGGGAGAAGCAACGUCACCUCUAGCUGUUUCCUUCCAUCAGAGAAAGAUCCCGUCAGAAGUGUCCUUCUAUGCUUCUAUACUCUACAAAUGGCAUUCGGAGAAAAGGAGAACAGCCUUCUUAACAGCUCCGGCACACACUGGAUGAAGGCUAAUUCCGAGGACUAUGGCAAAACCAACAAUAUUCUAGUCCCUCUCACACUGUCCAGGAUACAUGUCAUAUAUUCUUUUGCCACUAUUACUCACAGUCUCUCCACCUCAUCCUCCUCCCCUCUCAGUGCGCUUUGCCAGAUCUUCCGACAGAUACGGACAACGACGACUCAGAUACAGAUCGAUUUGGACCAGUUCCCAGGGACGGCAUGGGAAGGAAUCAACGCAGCGCCAGAAAGAAUGCCAAACACGUACAUACUAGCCAUGCACGGGCUGCAAAGAAUGGUUGAGGAGAAUAUUAGUUUUUUCCAAGAACAACGAGGAGGGAAAUCUCUCUACACUGAAGCAAUAGCCCAUCUCUCUUCGUGCCUCGCAUAUCUGUCCAGAGGAAGUGACCCCGACGUUAUGACAGGGCUAUCCUGGAUCCAAAACAUCCCAGAUCCGUUCCUAGAUCAUAUUGAGUGCCACGAACCGAUGGCUUUGGCUAUACUGGCGCAUUAUUGUGUGGUCUUGUACCAUUUGCGGCAUCACUGGUGGAUCGAUGAUUUGGGGCUUUCAGUAUUGAGGGAGAUUCGUUCCAUACUCGGUCGGAAUGUAUAUCGCAUAGAUUGGGCGAUGGAUGCAACGGGAUUAACGAUAUCAGCAUCUUCACGGAGUAAUGGUUGAAUUGUAUAUCAAGGAGAUUCGACAGGG